AUGUCUGAUAGCAAGAAUCUAUCAACUUCACGUAGUCUCGUAUAUCCAGCAGAUGUCGUGUUUCUAUCAUUGUGCUUCACAGGGUCGUUUGUUGGCGCAUAUUCUGCUUUUAAUAGAUAUUUAAAGCGAUAUUCAAAGGUAACGAGCAUUCCAUCGUCUGCAUUUCGCAAGCGCUGGCUUUUCGGAAAAGUGACAUCAGUUGGUGAUGGUGACAACUUUCACUUCUUUCACACUCCUGGGGGUAUUUUUGGAGGAUGGGGAUGGUUGAGAAAGUUACCUAAACUCUCAAGAGUUGAAGUGAAGGAAGUUGGGCAGAAAACACACAAACCAAGUGCUGAAAGAGCACCACUUUACAAGCGCCUAUUUCACCUUAUCUUUGAAAAAAACAAGUCACAAACUGCAUGGUCGAAUUACUACCUGAGCCUACAUGUGCCAUACAAAAACAGAAGAAAUCUGUCGACAAUAUCGGUGAGGAUUUGUGGAGUUGAUGCGCCGGAAAGAGCUCAUUUUGGUAACACAGCACAACCUUUCAGUGAAGAAGCCUUGAACUGGCUACGCUAUACCCUUUUAGGUCGAAAUGUCUGGAUAAAACCACUUUCUGUGGACCAAUACAAUCGAUGUGUUGCAAGAGUUGCGUACUGGACGUGGAAAGGAUGGAAAAAUGUUAGCCUUGAAAUGAUUGAGGAAGGGCUUGCAGUUGUGUACGAAUCAAAAACAUCAGCUGAGUUUGAUGGUCAAGAACGACUUUAUCGAAGGUAUGAGACGAUUGCCAAGUCUCAGAAAAGAGGAAUUUGGACUCAAAAAAAUUUUGAAACUCCGGGAGAAUACAAGAGAAGACUUUGA
Zygotorulaspora mrakii is the source of this 843-nucleotide messenger RNA. RefSeq names its product Lcl3p (gene LCL3). The record is from RefSeq and is a predicted model, not a curated record. The coding region runs from base 1 to 843 and encodes 280 amino acids. The transcript has a single exon. NCBI's taxonomy places the organism in Eukaryota, Fungi, Ascomycota, Saccharomycetes, Saccharomycetales, Saccharomycetaceae. Gene Ontology annotation, cellular component: mitochondrion; cytoplasm.